Impatiens glandulifera is the source of this 1910-nucleotide messenger RNA. Its product is annotated as SUN domain-containing protein 4-like. Gene Ontology annotation, biological process: protein folding in endoplasmic reticulum. Bases 281 to 1894 code for a protein of 537 amino acids. The record is from RefSeq and is a predicted model, not a curated record. The transcript has 5 exons. Lineage: Eukaryota; Viridiplantae; Streptophyta; Magnoliopsida; Ericales; Balsaminaceae. Gene Ontology annotation, cellular component: cytoplasm; membrane.
CCAGUCGUAAGGUCUUGAGAGAGAGAGAGAGAGAGAGUUGGAGAGAUUUCUCUCUCUCCGACUCUCCAAUUGUAUACGAGUACAAUUCCGCGUGUAUAUUGAAUAAAAGGAGAAUAAUUGGCGCAGGGUUUAAAGGCUUUCAUCUGCUUUCGGUCGAUUUCCUCGAUCUCAAGAAUUUUUGUUAAAGUUAAUUUGCUUUUGAAGAUCUGCGCUUAUGCAUAGGGAUAUUCAGGGCUUCUCACUUUCAUUCAUUCUCAAGCUGUUUUGAGAUUAAUGUGCGAUGCAGAAAUCACGUAAAUCUCUUCUGCAAAAGAGAGCUUUGGAGAAGAUUAUUGAUGCAAAGAAUCGAUUGUUUACUGUUUCUCUGUCUUUGCUGUUUCUUUUCUGGGGAAUUGUCUUCUUACUGACUAUAUGGAUCAGUCAUGGUGAUGGAUAUGAUCAUGAUGGAUCUAACGAUUAUUUCACGACUUGUGAGGCUUUGCAAGAGGUUGAGGAUGGAUUUAACCAGAGCUCAUCUCCUUUAAAUGAAAUCAAUAUUCCUGUAAUGGAUGCCAUGCUUAAGGAGUUUGAUGAAAAUCAAAACAGUACAAAUGGGGAAGAGAGUAAUAUUGAUUCCUCAUCUGAAAAUGAUGUUAAUCCCAUAUUAGACAAAGUUCUUCUUGAAAAGGAUAAGGUUUCUCGUACAGUGUUUCCUGGACUUGAUGAAUUCAAGACUACUGCGUUUAACUUCAAGAGUAGAUCCGUAGCCGGUAAAGUUGGAAGUAUAAUUCAUCGGCUGGAGCCUGGUGGUGCAGAAUACAAUUAUGCAUCAUCUUCAAAAGGAGCAAAAGUUCUUGCUCAUAAUAAAGAAGCAAAAGGUGCCUCGAGUAUUUUAUCGAGAGAAAAGGAUAACUAUCUUCGUAAUCCUUGUUCAGCCGAUGAGAAAUUUGUCAUCAUAGAACUUUCGGAAGAGACAUUAGUGGAUACAAUCGAAAUAGCCAAUUUCGAGCACCACUCUUCGAAUUUGAAGGAGUUUGAAUUGCUAGGAAGUUUAGAUUAUCCAACACAUUCAUGGGUAACACUUGGAAAUUUCACAGCUGGAAAUACUAAACAUGUUCAAAGGUUUGUUAUUCUCGAGGAGCCCAAAUGGGUGAGAUACCUUAAGUUGAAUAUUUCUUCGCAUUAUGGCUCUGAAUUUUACUGUACUUUGAGUUUUCUUGAGGUGUAUGGUGUGGAUGUUGUUGAAAAAAUGCUGGAGGAUCUUAUAUCGGUUCAGGAGCAGAAACAAUUAACAACUUCCCAAACACAGUAUAGUGAGGCCGAUGGUGUUGAUUUUGUUGAUGGGAAAAGUGAAGAAGUACGUCGGCAACAGCAGAUGGGUAGAAUUCCGGGUGAUACUGUUCUUAAGAUUCUGAUGCAAAAAGUUAGAAAUUUGGACAUGAGUUUCUCGGUUUUGGAGAAUUAUCUUGAGGAAUUGAAUUUGAGAAAUGGGAAGAUUUUUGCAGAAUUUGACAGUGAUAUUGAGGAAAAAGGUGUUAUUAUGAAGCAAAUAAGAACAUAUGUGAAGAAUUUGAUUGAUACAAAUGAAGUUAUGAGAAACAGCAUCGACGAACUUGCUUCAUGGAAACACGAUGUAUCCAAGCAGUUGGACAAUAUAAUAAGGGAUAAUGCCGCCCUCAGAGUGGAGAUUGAAAAGAUUGGAGUGGAUGAGAUGCAUAUGCAGAAUAAGGAAAUGGUGAUCUUCUUCAUAUGUACAGUAUUUGGGGGAUUAGGGUUUUCGAUGGUCAUAAUGGAUUGUAUAUUUAGAAUUGGAAGUAAAUCAUCAUCAUCCAGGAAUUUUUGUUGCUUUGGCUCUUCAUCCUGGGUAUUUUUAUUGCUGAGUUGUGUUAUCAUUGUCAUUAUCUUAUCUUUAUAAUUAUGUGGUAAUUACU